Spinacia oleracea (spinach) is the source of this 1163-nucleotide messenger RNA. RefSeq lists its product as uncharacterized. Bases 210 to 767 code for a protein of 185 amino acids. The transcript is spliced from 4 exons. Lineage: Eukaryota; Viridiplantae; Streptophyta; Magnoliopsida; Caryophyllales; Amaranthaceae. The record is from RefSeq and is a predicted model, not a curated record.
UCUCAUUACACCUUUAAACGUCGUCGUAUUACCAUCUUUCAGUAGGUCACCUGCUUCCUUUUAUCCUGCUAUAAAUCAUCCCUUUCCUCUGCAUUUCUACUUUCGCCCUUUCUUCCUCUAUUUCAUCAUUUCCGUUCCGACGAUAUUUUUUCCAGGUGUUACUUUCCCUUCCGAUAAUUUCAUAAAAAGGAAAAAAGAUAAAAAAAAAAAUGAAUAGAUGGGAGAUUCAACAAAACGCCAUGGUGGUAGGUUGUGAAGAAAUGAGGGGCCCAUCUGCAGCUUCGUUGUCCGAUCGUAACGGUUCGGUUCUUGUUCGUCCCAAACCUAGGCGAAUCCAUUUUUUAGCUACUACUAAUCUCACCAUGUCUUUGCGAUGGCAACGAAGCCAACAACAAGACGUAUGUGAUUCUAAAGCUGGUGCUGAGCUUCUUGACAUGAUUCUUCGCAAGGAAGGUCAUGGUGAAGGAAGAUCUUGUUCAGGUAGAGAGAUGGCAUCAUCACCCCCAUUUUAUUGUGGAUCACCACCUAGUAGAGUUUCUAACCCAAUAGUUCAGGACGUGCAAUUCGGGGAUGAAAAUUUAUCCCCGUUGUCAACUUUACAACUGACAUCUCCUUCCACUUCUGCAUCGCCUUCACCAUCCCCAUCAGCUAUGAAAUCAGGCGGUGUGAGGAUCAAGUAUGGUCUCAAGUCACCCACAGUUAGAGUAGAAGGUUUUGAUUGUCUUGGUAGGGAUCGCCAGAAUUCAGGCAUCACUGCCAUGGCUUAAAAGAAAGAAAAGAAAAGGAAAACAAAAUUCAUUUGGAUAACUGUAUAUAUACCAAAAGAAGAUUGAAGUGAAGCUGCCAUUUGCAUAAGCAAUUGCAUCGGAACUUCUCUUGGAGGAAAUUAAGGUUUUUGACGUUAUGGUUUUGUAGAAAUAUUUGGUGGAGAGAUUUGUCUUGCCAUUUGCCAUUGUAUAUAGGAUGUUUGUUCUACUAGUAGUAAGAACACCCGAGGGAGACGACCCGACCCAACCCAACCCAACCCAACCCGUAGAGGUUUUGGUCUCUUUUGUUUUUUUGUACUAUAUGAGAGAAGGAUUGUAAGAGGAAUUUGUAUAGACAGCCAUUGAGUGGUCUGACCUUGUAACUUAUGGUGUAAAUAUACGCUCAUUUGCUACUUA